UAGUUAAGAAUUAAAAUGCGAGCUAUAUAUGGAGUUCCUUAGUGACAAUAAAGUGAGCGUGUGACAAUGAGGAGCGGCAAGAAGGUGCAUGUAGUGAUGCUGCCAUGGCUUGCCUUCGGCCACAUGGUUCCCUUCCUUGACCUCUCAAUGGCCCUUGCGAAGCGCGGCGUCCACGUCUCCUUCAUCUCCACUCCCCUCAACAUCCUCCGCCUCCCCAAAAUCCCCCCCAAUCUCGCCCCCUUCCUCCAAUUCAUACCCCUCCCCCUCCAUCAUCCCCUCCUCCCCCCUUCCGCCCAGGCCACCGUCGACCUCCCCUCCCACCAAAUCGACCACCUCAAGUCCGCCUGCGACGCCCUCCACCACCCCGUCCGCGCCUUCGUCGCCGCCAACAACCCCGACUACAUCGUCGUCGACUUCUUCCACCACUGGGCCGCCGACCUCAAAACCCCCCUCGUCAUUUUCCAGGUCCUCUCCGCCGCCACCUCCCUCUUCUUCCUCCUCGUCGGCGGCGGCGGCGACAAGCACGCCAUGACGGUGCCUCAGGACGCCGGCUCCAAGGUCGCCUACAUGGAGCACGAGGCCGACGCCAUGGAACAGGUCUUCAUCUCCGACGGCGAGCGCUUCGGCAAGCUCCUCGCCGCCGCCAGCGCCGUCGCCGUCCGCUCCUGCGACGAGUUCGAGGGCGAGGCCAUCCGCUCCUACUCGGAGAAGAGCGGCAAACAGAUCCUCCCCGUCGGAAUCCUCCCGCCGGAGAUCCCCGACCGCCGCUCCGCCUCCCCGCCGUGGGACGCCGUGUUCGGGUGGCUGGACGGGCAGAAGGCGAAGUCGGUGGUGUUCGUGGGGUUCGGGAGCGAGACGAAGCUGUCCAAGGAGCACGUCCACGAGAUCGCGCACGGGCUCGAGCAGUCGAAGCUGCCGUUCCUAUGGGCGCUGAGGAAGCCAGAGGAGAUAGACGAGUCAGAUCAUGUGCUGCCGGAGGGGUUCGAGGAGAGGACGGAGGGGCAGGGGGUGGUGCAGAUGGGGUGGGCCCCGCAGAGGGAGCUCCUGGGGCACGGGGCGAUAGGGGCGUCCCUGUUCCACGCCGGGUGGGGGUCGAUCAUCGAGGCGAUGCAGUUCGGCCACGUGCUGGUGUUCCUUCCCUUCAUAAUCGACCAGCCGUUGAAUGCGAGGAUGAUGGUGGAUAAAGGAUUGGGGAUCGAGGUGGAGAGGGCCAAGGACAGCUCCUUCGGCCGAGGUGAGGUCGCAGCUGCUCUCACCCGGGCCAUUGGCGAUCAAACUCUCAGAGCACGCACUGAACGCGCUGCCAAGGAUAUAUUUACCAACCAUAAGCUUCACGAUCUCUAUCUUGAUAGGCUUGUUCAAUUUUUCCAGGAUUCUCACAACUAGCGUUUUUUUGCAACGUGUUUCUAUAUUUGCCACGUCUUCAUUAUUGUCGACUUAUUAAGCUCUUAUAAUAUGAAUGCAAGGGAACUCUUCUUUGCUCUUAAAUCUUAAUUUGAAUGUUGUUUCCGAGAGCUAUUAAUGAACAUUUAGUUGGGACA
Salvia hispanica is the source of this 1541-nucleotide messenger RNA. The record is from RefSeq and is a predicted model, not a curated record. NCBI's taxonomy places the organism in Eukaryota, Viridiplantae, Streptophyta, Magnoliopsida, Lamiales, Lamiaceae.